CCAAUGCCGUGCUGCGGUAUCGAUAAAUCCUUGGUUUCUCCUGAUGUUCGGGGCGAAAUUCUUACUGUAUUUUCUGGCGGACUUCCACGAGCCUCAUUUUCUGAUACUCAUGCUGUGUCAGUUAUACGCGGUGCUGUAAAUCAGCAUAUUUGCUUCGAGCUUGGUUCUCCUAUUGUUGACUUUCUCCUGAUACCGGCUCCAGGUUUUGCGGCAUGCAAGGAGAACUCCGGUCUCGAGGCCGCAAUAAAUCAUGAUGGUGGGAUGAGCGACAAUCUUGUCGCCAACCCUUUUGAGUCGAAUUCACCUCACCACAACCCCGCGUUUUCGGAUAAACCUGUUUCCGGUGAAUUCAGGAAAGAGCUUCUCAACGAGCCUAAUACCACUUCUCGCGAAAAUAGUUCCUCAUCACCCAGCAAGUCUUCUGGGCCAAAAAGAUUCUCUUCAUUUGCGAGUCACCGUCGUCAUCCGAACUCGGCGAUUUCCAAGUCCACUGCUGUGCGGCACUUCUCUUUUCGUCACAAGGCACCUCCGUCUCGUCUUGAAUCUGCCGGUCAGAAUCUUCCCGUUCAGCAGCAAAAUGAACCAGUCGAAACAGAUAUGAAUAGACUUGUUCAUAUCUCGCGCCCUUCUUCACCUCUCCCGGCCUCUGCACUUCUCAUCCUCUCACGGCGUGAACUUGUUGCUAUUGAUUUGACUCAAGCCGAAUGGCCUGUUCUUCUUUCGCCUUACCUCACCUGCAUUGACUGCUCCGAGAUCACUGCUAUUGCCCACAUAGACAAGAUUCAAUUUGUAAUAUUUUUUUCAUGGAUUUCAAUUUGA
Molecule: messenger RNA, 819 nt
Organism: Protopolystoma xenopodis
Lineage: Eukaryota; Metazoa; Platyhelminthes; Monogenea; Polystomatidea; Polystomatidae
Source: the annotation of a GenBank genome assembly